This is a messenger RNA of Podarcis raffonei (Aeolian wall lizard), 3216 nucleotides long. It is a transcript of the gene C3H1orf115, whose product is annotated as chromosome 3 C1orf115 homolog. The transcript has 2 exons. NCBI's taxonomy places the organism in Eukaryota, Metazoa, Chordata, Lepidosauria, Squamata, Lacertidae. Bases 111 to 791 code for a protein of 226 amino acids. The record is from RefSeq and is a predicted model, not a curated record.
GAGCCUACCGAUCACGGCUAUUGUGCGUCGGUAUGUGAAGUGCUUGGUGCAACAGGAAGCCCUGGAAAUGGGUGUGUGUGUGUGUUGUCAACAGCGCCGUUUGGCACAGGAUGUUGGACUUCUUGGAUCAGCUGCCAAGCCUCGGGAAGCGGACUCUCCCCGCCCGCUGCCCUUUUGUGGGGACACAGGGAGGGCAGGCUGCGGCCUUGGCGCUGGCGCCGCCUAGGCGAAAGUGUCCCUUGAGCGCCACCUGUUACUUCUCUCCCGCCGGCCCGGCGCGCGGAUCUCCUCCUGCGCGCUCGGCUGAGGGAAGGCAGCAAAGGUGCCUCAGGCUCUUCCCCAGCGCCGCCUGCGCAUUCUCCGCGGGGCCACCUGCGGGCGCCAUGACCGUCGGGGGGACCCGGAGAGGCAACUACCCCCGGCGGGGGCCUGCGGAGGACGAAAUCUCUAUCCUGGAAAAGGACGAGGAAGAAGAGGAGGAGGAGGAGAGGAGGCAGACAGCCCCAAGCGGCCAUGCUGAGGAGGGGGAGUCCGGCUGCGCCUCCAAGAAAGUCGUCUUCGCCGUCCUCCCGGACAGGUACGAGCCUCUCGGCGGCGCGGAGGACGAGCAGCAGCCCAAAGCCGAGCGCAAGAGCAAGAAGCGCAGGAGGAAGCUCAAGAAAUACGGCAAGAAUGUGGGCAAAGCACUGCAAAAAGGAUGCCGUUAUCUGGUACUCGGUCUGCAGGGAUUAGCUAAUGCCUACUCCUCUCCUCUUGGAGUGGCUGUUUCAAUAGCUACGGCGUUUCGUUAAGACUUGCAGGCUGCCACAUUUGGGUUGAAGACGGAAGGAACGGUCGCUGAAGCACCUGGCCAAAUUUCCCUUUCGCCGAAACUUCGUCUUCAGAAAUGUCUCCCAACUCAGCACCAAGAAAGAAAAAAUAGAAAAGAUUGAACAUUCGGGAUGGCUCAUUUGCUGCUCUGGACUUGAGUAGUUCUCCGACAAGUGCUUUGAUCAAAAGAAUGAGUAAGGCCAAAAGAACAAAACGUUGAUUAGCUGGGCUAGCUUUAGAAAUAUAGUAACUGUGUGUCAACCACUCACCAGCAGGAUUGGUCCAAGACAUUUGGCCGCCUGAGGCAAGGAUGGCACCCCACCUCCCAUUCCAUGUGCAAAAUCCUACUGGAUUGUCAGCUGAAUGAACACUGGUGGCAGGACAGUGGCCCCCGCCACACAUGAGGCCUGAGAGGUAUAGGGCAGACUGUGCGACAUGCACAACUCUGUCCUUCAGCACCUCACCUCCAUUCCUCACCUCUUGAGGCAGCCACCUUUGCCUAACAGUGGUGACUGGUCUCCACUGGGACUGCUGGCGUGUAAGGCAGGAGGCCAACAGUAGGUGGAGCCAGAGCCAAUGACAGGCACAACCACGGUCAAUGAUAGGCAAAGUCAAUUAAUUCUAAUUUUGUCCCUAAACUCCUCCUUGCUGAGUUCUGCACAGGAAACACUGAAGCUAAGGAGGAGGAAACUGAAAGCCAGUUACAUCUUUUGGACCAAUUAUAAUUGGAAAAAGGCAGGGAGAUGGAGGUUGACUGAGGGUAAACUGAAGUUGGUGCGGUAGUGCCCCAUUCAACCCAGUGGACCAGACUGUACUACCGCCUAUUAGUUGGGCUGGCCUUGACAAAAGCAAAAUCUGUGGGCAAAGAAAAGGACAGCAUGUAGGAGGAAAUGGAGGUAGAGUGACAGGUAAAUGAGACACAUAAAAGGAAAACAAAGAGAGGAUGUUUUCAUAAUUCUGGUCAGGCCUUAGUAAUGAUGCAUGGUGGGCUGGUGUUCCACAGAGGCAGGAAAAGCUGCAUCUGUGGAAUGUCUGUAUCCAAAAUUGGGAACUUCUGGAUGUUGUUGGACUACAACUCCCAUCAUCCCUGACCACUGGCCAUGCUGGCUGGGGUGGAUGGGAAUUGGAGUCCAACAGCAUCUGCAGAGCCACAGGUUACCCAUCCCUGGUCUACAUGUUAGAGCACACAGGAGCAACAGCAGAAGCAGGCAAAGACCAGAAAAGAUGGACAAAAAGGGGGAAUUGGGAAGAGAAAUUAUUUGACAAAAUGAGAACUUGAGGACAUUAUUGCAUUGGCUCCAUCACGUAGCCAAGCAUCUUACGAUCAGUUCCAGAUACCUUGGGAGUCCUGGUUCUCACCUGGAGAAUUGUGAGACCCCUGUGGGUAGGGUUGCCAGGCCCUGGUAGUGCUUUUAUCUCUCUUAAGGGAAGGGAACAUUUAUGCAAACCACGCCCGCUUUCACCAGCCUUGCCUCAUGCCCACUUUCAGUGGCUGAAAUGUGUUUUUGAGGGCAAAUAAUUACGUAGUUCCAUUUGCUUGGAUAGAGGAUAAAGGCAGGGGUGUGUGUAUAAACUAGCCUAUGGUACAAAGGUAACAUUUGCAUUCAUUGCUCUGCCUGCUUUUGCCUCUGGCCCUGCCUACCAUGCAGCCCCUAGAAGGCUGCCCAGAAGAGACUGCUGACCUCAGGCUGAAGAAUGUUCCCCACCACUGUGCUAAUUUCACACCAUGCGUGCUUUUAUAAACCUCUAUUAAAGAUGUGGGAAACCUUUGGCCCUUCAGAUGUGGCAGAACUAUGACUCCCAUCAGCCUCAGCAAGCAUGUCUCAAUAGCUAAGAGUUUAUGGGAGUUGUAGUUCAGCAGCAUCAGGUUAGAACCUGAGACCAUAAGAUGAUCCUGCUGGAUCAGGCCAUCCAAUUGUCACAGUGUCCAGCCAAGCUGCUUAUGGGAAGCUCUCAAGCAAGACCUGAGCCCAAGAGUACUCUCAUCUCCUGUGGUCUCCAGCACUGACUGGUAUUUGGAAGCGUUAGUGCCUCCAGCUCUGGGGGCAGAGCACAGCUGCCAUAGCUAGUAUGCAUCUAUAGCCCUUUCACAGAAUUAAGAAUCUAAUCCUCUUUCAAACCCAUUUAAAUUGGUGGCCAUCACUGUGAGCAAGUGCCAUAGUUUAUGUGUUUGUUUUUUAAAAUGCGUCCUGAAUUUUCCAACAUUCAGCUUCAUUGUAUGUCCAUGAAUUCUAGCAUUAUAAAAGAGGUUCUCCACACCUGCUCUAUUAUGUAAUUUCCCCGCCACUACUCUUCAGUAGACUUUAAUUCUUCUUCUGUAUCACCUGCUUGACCUGUGACUGUAGGUCAGGGGUGAGGAAUCUUCAGCCCACAUGCCUACUUAGACCUAGUUAGGCCUCCUCUCAU